GGUAAGAAUUGAACAACAAUCUUGACAAGUGGGUAACUACUGACGGUAAUAACUAACGAUUCAUCAGCCAUGUCGUAGAUUGUCAUAUCUUUUAUGAAAGAUGCACUAAAGUACUGCAAAUGUCACUUUUGUUUUAAUUUUUUGUCUAUUUGUAUUUUUAAAAAAUAACUGACUCUCAUCAUGGUUGACACAACCUAUUUUCGAUCAAACAGCUAAAAAUGUCUUAACAUAAACGAACAACUCUUUCGGCAUCCUUCAAAAUUUCAUAAAUAAUGAUAUCUGACUAAAUCUAAAUGGCACUUGUCUCGCAUAGCCAUACUAAUAUUCAAAUUACUUUAAACUUUAUUUAAACUAAGUCAAAAUUUUGUGGAUUCAAUUAUCGAAAUUAAAGAUAAAAAUUUCAAAGUAACGAGCAUGUCGAAAUCUGGAGAAAUAGUUACCGUAUUCGUGGGUCAAGCCGGGACUCAAAUAGCGAACGCGUGCUGGGAAUUAUUUUGCCUGGAACACGGAAUCAGACCUGACGGUUUUGUCUAUCAGGGCUUCGAAGUUGUAGACAAAUCCUUCCACACUUUCUUCGCACCUUCCCAGAUUGGCAAACUAACGCCCAGAACGGUAAUCGUAGACUUGGAACCAACGGUAAUCGACGAGAUUCGUACAGGUGCUUAUAGAUAUCUUUUUGACCCGUCGUGUCUGAUUACCGGCAAGGAGGAUGCCGCCAAUAAUUUCGCAAGAGGUUAUUACUCAAUCGGCCAGGAAGCCAUUUACUUGGUCUUGGAUAGAAUUCGCAAGGUUGCUGAAGCUUGUUCAAAGCUCGCCGGUUUUAUUGUCUUCCGAUCUUUUGGCGGAGGAACGGGAAGUGGAUUUACAACCCUCCUGCUCGAGCAUCUCACGUCUGAUUACGGGAAAAGGACAAAAUUAGACUUUGCUGUAUAUCCUGCGCCAAAUAUAUCCACAGCAGUUGUUGAACCUUAUAAUUCGGUCCUCACUACUCAUGGUACUCUGGAUUACGAAGAUUGUUGCUUCGUCGUAGACAACGAAGCACUCUAUGAUAUUUGUGCUAGAAACUUAGAUGUCACCAGACCCACCUAUACGAACUUGAAUAGACUAAUGGCACAGGUGGUGUCCAGCAUAACGGCGUCACUGAGAUUCGAUGGCGCAAUUAAUGUCAAUCUCGAUGAAUUCCAGACGAAUCUAGUUCCUUAUCCGAGAAUUCAUUUUCCUUUAGUAACAUAUUCACCCAUUGCAACAGCGCAGAGAGUUAUGAACACGCAGAUGUCAGUCUCACAAAUUACGUAUGAAUGUUUCGAGCCAGCAAAUCAGAUGGUGAAGUGCGAUCCACGAAUGGGAGGCUACAUGAGUUGCUGUCUUCUCUAUAGAGGAGACGUUAAUCCAAACGAAGUAAAUCGAUCCAUUGCGUCCCUAAAGGGCAUGAGAAGUAUACGCUUUGUAGAUUGGUCCCCUACAGGAUUUAAGGUUGGAAUCAAUUAUCAACCUCCGCUUACUGUCCCGGGUGGAGACCUGGGAAAGACUAUGAGGUCGGUUGUGAUGCUCAGUAAUAAUACAGCUAUCAGACAUGCUUGGGCCAAAAUUGGUCAUAAGUUUGACUUGAUGUACAAGAAGAGGGCCUUUGUCCAUCAUUACGUAGGGGAAGGAAUGGAGGAGGCUGUAUUUCAGGACGCGCGGGAUGACAUGGCCGCUCUUAUUCAAGACUACAAGGAAGUAGAAAGCUGAUACCUCUAUUAUCAUCUCUCCCGUUUUAAUUUGACGUACCACCUAAACACAGUCUAUAUUAAUAUUUAUAAUGCCGUCUGAAAUAAUCCAGUGCAAUAAUCGAGCUCGCUGUUCUUUUCCACACUGUAAUAUUCCAGGCCGUCAAAAUAAUCGCAUAUUAUAUAAAUAUGACCACGAACUCUGAAGUGGGGCGAUUAAAAAAUUUAGAGGGGGCGAUACAUGUAUUUCACUAUACGAGAGGAUCGGAUAAAUCAACAUGAUAAUAGCUACUUAAGCUUCUUACAAGAACCUUUUGAUCAUCCGCAAACAUCAUGUACCAUGGGCCAAUUUCAAUGCCGUUUGAUUCAUCGUCUGGCCAAGCAAUCUCCGUUUUCAAAAGAUCAUGUCAAAAUACUGGAAGUCGAUAACGACGUGGCAAACUUUCCGAACCCAAGUGACUUUCUCUACUGGUCCAAUUGGUCUUGAUGAUUUUUCAAAGCCUCCGAGCUUUCUCUGGAAAAGAAUAAAGUGAAAGGAAACAGUCGUUAUUAUGCCAGCAGAAUGACUAUAACGAUGACCCCAGCGAAGAAACAAAUGACAAAGAACAGUCAUGCCGUUUAUGAUUACAGUACGAUGAUAUCACGGUGUCAAUAAUGCACUGGGACUUUGGGCUAGUGUCCUCAGAUACACUGAAUGGCUGGUACAAUACUCAACUUUUUGAUAUCAAGAUAAGAAUGCCUCCUCCGUGCUCUCUGGCAGUCCCGCGAAGUCACCGUGAUUCCAUUACAUGCAAGUUUCACGUGAAGAUCAACCAUGAAUUCUUGGCACCACCGCUGCUCCCUGUGUCGAGUGCGACAAGAUCAUUUUUUUAAAUUCACGUCAAUUGCCAUACGUGACCUCCUGAACCUGUAAUCAUAUGGAUCAAUCAUACGGCUACUUUGUAAUUAAUGAGAAUCAUAAUAGCCCCGCUGAUCAACGAUUUGAAUCUUUUAUUUAUUUUCAAAUUCUAUUCAAGAAUUUUAUAUAUUAUUACAAAUUACUUUAGUAAUUAUAACUGAUGUGUGCGACUCUUUAUUAUCAUUCUGCUUUGUAUCUGCAAAUGCCUUAUUUCUGAUGCGUUCACAAUGCACGCCAGUGGCUCGUGAUUCCUUUAAGAGGAAGAAGUACGUGGUUACUGAACGAUGUACGUAGCUUAAAGAAGUAAAAUGCAACUAGAUUGAGUUUCAUGACUAAUUGUGAAAAACUCUCUUGUUACGACGUAGAAGCAUCUUGGUCCAGGCAUUAAGAAUUCCAAGCAGCCAUGCAUUGAGCACGCGCAUCAUUGUCAGUGUAAACAGAUACAACUUGCUGUAAUGUAGUAGAGACGCAAUAUCGUACAAAGAGUAAUUGUUAUCAUACGAAGAUGAUGUAAUUAACGUUUCUCACAAUUUUGAUACUCGGACGUCAAUCGAUCUCGAUGACGAACAAAGUCACGAAUUGCGUUACUUAUUUGUUAGCUAUUUGUUUCAAUAGUAAAAUUGCGUACAGAGUCUUUAUUAUAUCAGAUUACAAGAACAGUUUUCGAGACGCAUAAAUUCAAAUCUAUAUUAUAUCAUAGUAUUAUUAAUCGAAUAUAGUGUAUACCGAUUGCACAAGUGUCGCGUGUAUCAGUUUAUUAAUCUAAAUUCCAAUUACUGGAAACUUAAAAAUCUUUGUUCUUACCCGCGCGAACUCCUCGUCCCCUCCUUGCUUUCGCUACAAUCGUUUAGACUGCUUAGGGUAUCUGGGAGGCGGCGUGGAGCAUUGUGAGUGACGUGAGACGUUCAUUAUCGUGUCUCGUGACGUCGAAUUUAUCGUAUAAAACACCCCAGAGGUUCGAAAAUUCUUCAGUACCACUGUUCACUCGACACCGAUACGAAUGAAGAACACUUAGGAGUACUCUUCAACUUUUUUAAAAAUUCGACAUCAGAACCAUCAGGUUCUAUUCCAACGUCUUGUCAUUUCGUCCUGUGUGAACUAGAAGUUACUCGCAAAGAUGCUGAUCGGUGGUGCUGUAAGCUACGUCGCUGGAAAGCAGGCGGUUCGCACUGUCUACUGGAGAACUGGGGGCAAUGGACGUCUUCUUAAGACAGCCAAGACCUGCAUGUUCCAAGGGCCGCCAAAACCAGCGCCAUCCUCGACCUCUGCAUUGGUUCUUCCAUCCUUUUCUGCUCAGUCAGCAGUACCUAGAGUGAUUUUCUCAACUAAGAACUAAACUGUCAUUUUCAUACUGAGACUCAUUUGAAGAUGUAUAAAAUGUUGAGCCUUGUACAUAAUUAUUAGAGAAUAAGUUCUCCAAAUUGUGUGAAAUGACAUGACAUUGGAAUAAACCGGAUAUUUAUUUUCA
Molecule: messenger RNA, 4075 nt
Organism: Cephus cinctus (wheat stem sawfly)
Lineage: Eukaryota; Metazoa; Arthropoda; Insecta; Hymenoptera; Cephidae
Product: tubulin alpha chain
Exons: 9
Coding region: 415-1731 (438 amino acids)
Biological process (GO): mitotic cell cycle; microtubule cytoskeleton organization
Cellular component (GO): microtubule; cytoplasm
Molecular function (GO): GTP binding; structural constituent of cytoskeleton
Source: RefSeq, a predicted model, not a curated record